This is a messenger RNA of Yarrowia lipolytica CLIB122, 1644 nucleotides long. RefSeq lists its product as uncharacterized. Gene Ontology annotation, cellular component: cytoplasm. NCBI's taxonomy places the organism in Eukaryota, Fungi, Ascomycota, Dipodascomycetes, Dipodascales. Gene Ontology annotation, molecular function: ATP binding; protein serine/threonine kinase activity. The record is from RefSeq and is a predicted model, not a curated record. Gene Ontology annotation, biological process: protein phosphorylation.
AUGGCAUCGGCAAGCUCAGAACUAUCACGGCUGGCCAAUCUUACGCCACGGUCUAUUUCCGGGUCGUCCUCGACAUCUUCCUCCACAACAUGUCCGCCCAGAAACACGUCACGUCCCAGCACAGCAGGCUCCAACUCGUCCAUACGCUCGCGACAUUACUCGGCCGACCAGUUUGAGCUGCUGGAGGAGCUGGGCUCGGGCUCUUUUGGAGUCGUGUACAAGGCCAUCGACAAGGUGAGCGGGCAGAUUGUUGCGGUCAAAAAAAUCGACCUGGAGUCGUCAGAAGACGACAUUGAGGAGAUUCAGAAGGAAAUUGCAAUUCUAUCGGGCUGCCAAGACGAACACAUCACAACCUACUAUGGCUGUUUUGUCAGGGGAUACAAGCUGUGGAUCAUCAUGGAGUACUUGGCUGGAGGAUCGGGUCUGGACUUGCUGAAACCAGGCAUCUUUCAUGAACCCGAAAUUGCAGUCAUGUGCCGUGAGCUGCUGGAGGGACUCAUUUAUCUCCAUGACAAUGGCAAGAUCCACAGAGACGUCAAGGCGGCGAACGUGCUUGUGUCGUCAGAAGGCUCUGUCAAGCUGGCGGACUUUGGAGUGGCCACACAGCUGAGUAAUAACAUGAGCAGACGAAACACGUUUGUGGGCACGCCGUUCUGGAUGGCACCCGAGGUCAUCAGACAGGAGGACUACGACACCAAGGCGGAUAUCUGGUCGUUGGGAAUCACGGCCAUUGAGUUUGCCAAGGGAGAACCUCCUUUGAGUGAAUACCAUCCAAUGAAGGUGCUGUUUCUGAUCCCCAAAGCCGAGCCGCCUACUGUUCCUGCUGGAGGCAACUGGUCUGCAGAUUUUCGAGAUUUUGUGGCAUGUUGUUUGCGCAAGAACCCCGCUGAACGACCUUCUGGAAGACAGCUUCUGAAACAUCGGUUCAUCCGCAAGGCUGGAAAGACGAGCCAGCUCAAACUGCUGGUUGACAGACGGGAACGGUGGAUGGAGCGACAUCGAAAAACGAAGCCCAAGAAGAUGGCUGUGGAGACGGUCGUCAGCAUGGACCAGGUGGAGGAAGAAGACUCGUGGGACUUUGGUACCGUCAAGAUGGAGACGUACUUGGACAAGUCCAUGGACAGCAGUUCCAGCACAAUCAAUCCCGCUGUACUUCGACAACUGACCAUUAGUGAGAACAAUGCACCGGAAGUGACAUUAAAGAACCCUUUGCGAAAAGUGUUCAUGUCUUCCGAGUCGCUUGGCAACAGUGUCAAGUCGGUCUCUUCUGUUUCUACGGCUGCUGAUGGAGACACAAUCAAGGCAGGUCCUCCAAAUGUGCACGCUCUGGUGCGGCAAUGCAUAGAAGAGACGUACAUGGAGAUUGGUGGUGAAUCAGCUACUAACACGCAACAGCAUGCGAUGCGACGAUUUGCCAAGGGCUGGAACACGCUGGAGCAGGUGGACUCUAAGGCAGAAUUCUUCUUCGUCAAGCAGCUGUUUAACCAGAUUAUCAAGAACCCCAAGUUGGUGGAGCAGAUGACCAACAAACGAACCAGCAAGCGGAUUAGUGUGGGACAGCAGAAGGAGCGAAAGAGGGAUCAGGUGGAGGAGUUGAUGUUAGGACGGUGGAUCGAGGAGUUCGAAGAGUACGAUCGUUACUAG